Molecule: messenger RNA, 8724 nt
Organism: Xenopus tropicalis (tropical clawed frog)
Lineage: Eukaryota; Metazoa; Chordata; Amphibia; Anura; Pipidae
Gene: plxnb1
Product: plexin B1
Exons: 39
Coding region: 673-7338 (2221 amino acids)
Biological process (GO): semaphorin-plexin signaling pathway; regulation of cell shape
Cellular component (GO): semaphorin receptor complex; plasma membrane
Molecular function (GO): semaphorin receptor activity
Source: RefSeq, a predicted model, not a curated record
AUUGAAAUGUGUAGGGGAGAGAGGCGCAGGCGAGGCGGACGGGGCGCCCAGUGAUGGUCACAUUGGCACACUGCGCUCCCACAGAGCGGGGCAGGAGGGUGUGAGUGAGGGGCUGGGGGCACAGGGAAGCGGCAUGCAGGGCGGGAGAGCCUGAGCCAGCAGAGUGCCACACACACUGCCCGAUACACUGCAAGGGACUACGGGACACCCCCUUGGGCAGGGCGCAAGAGACUGUGAGAGGGCACUGCCCAGGGAUGGAUCGGUAGGCAGAGCUGCCAUAGUGCCUGUGUGUGGGGGCACCCCUGUGGAUUACUGCGCUUCUGUACUGAGGAUGGAUCCAUUCAGUUAGAGGGACCGGAUCAUUUUGCAGAAGGUGCGCACAGCCCAAAGACGGAUGAAAGGCAAGAGCAGUUUCUAAUCCCUGCAUUAAGGACAAAUGAACCCCCAGAUACUGAUUUCCUGCCCUUGGAAUUCACUGUCUCUCUCUCAUCUUUUUGUCAACACGGUGAUGUAGUGCCGUGUAUCUGGGUUAAUUUCCUCCAUGACACUCAGUGAUGGCACUUCGGUAUCCGAGCCAUAUAAAUUACAGCGAGACGGUCUGCAGAAGCUUAAUGGAAGGUGGCUGUGCCAUUGAGCGGAGAACACUAAUGAGUCUCACUGAGUGAUAUAUGAAUGAUCACCAUGCCUCCAGGAACGCUGCUUCUUGCCGCCUUGUGUCUCCUCGGGACGCCAGUCUCUGGGACCAUCCCGUACGUUGCUUUUGUACAGAACAACACAAUAUUCAACCACCUUACCCUGGAUGCCAACACAGGGACCUUGUAUGUCGGGGCUACAAACUCCCUUUACCAGCUGACUGAAAACUUAGCUGUGGAAAUGUUGGUCAGGACUGGGCCAGUUUGGGACAGCAAGGAAUGUCUACCCCCUGUGUCCACAGACUGCCCCCAAGCACAGAACACAAACAAUCACAACAAACUCCUGCUCGUGGUCCCCAGCAAAAGGGAACUUAUAGUCUGUGGAAGUGUCUACCAAGGAAUCUGCGAAUCAAGACGCUUGGGGUCCGUCCAAACGGUUCUCUUCAGGCCAGAGAGGCCGGUUGACACCCAAUACGUUGCUGCCAAUGACCCCAAUGUUACCACGGUUGGCCUAGUUGCACUUUCUAAAGAUGGAUCCCCUCUUUUGUUUGUGGGGCGGGGCUACACAAGUAAGGGGGCGGGUGGCAUCCCUCCAAUUACCACUCGGAACUUGGAGGUGGGCGGUGACAGUGAAAUGGAGUCCCACUCGGUCUUCUCCUAUGAAGAUACGGCCAAACUGGCUGUGGUAGGGCGGCUGUCAGAGUACAACCACCAUUUCAUUAAGGCUUUUACCCAUAAGUCCAACGUUUACUUCCUGUUCUAUCGUAGGGAUCUUAAAUCGCAGUCCAGAGAAUACAAAACCUACAUUUCCCGCAUAUGCCCCAACGACUCCCACUAUUAUUCCUAUGUAGAACUGCCUCUGAGCUGCCGAACUAAGGAUAAAAGUUACAACCUUCUUCAGGCGGCCUACGUCACUCAGCCUGGGGAGAGGCUGGCAAAGGGCGUGUUGAAAACCGAUGGGGACGUCCUGUUUGCAGCAUUCUCCCAGUGGCAGGCCGCAUCUGGAAAGGUGGGCGAGGAGUCUGGCUUGUGCUUAUACUCUAUGGAUCUUAUAGAUCGGUUAAUUAAUCAGACGAGGGACACCUGCUACACCAAGGAUGGCAAAGCCGAGGACGGGCGUGAGGUGGCGUACAUUGAAUACGAUGUGAAGUCCAACUGUGUCCAGUUGCCGUCUGAUACUCUCGAUGCCUAUCCGUGUGGCUCGGAUCAUACACCCAGCCCAAUGGCAAGCAAGGACCCCCUGGAAGCCACACCCCUGUUUGAGAGCGCUACGACUCGUUUCACCGCCAUUGCUGUGCACGUGGAGGGGGAGCACACUAUCGCUUUCAUUGGAGACAGCAAAGGAUACCUUAACAAGGUGUAUCUGGGAGGGGAGCAGGACACGCGGCAGUAUUCCUCUGUGGGCACCCAAUCAAACUCGGCCGUUUUGCCGGAUCUUUUAUUCGACCAGGAGGAGAAGCACCUGUAUAUCCUGACUCAGUCCACGGUAAUGAAAGUGCCACUUUCCGAAUGUUCCACGUUUACUGACUGUGAUUCCUGUCUGUCUGCCGGGGAUCCCUACUGCGGCUGGUGUGUGCUUUAUGGCAAGUGCAGCAGGAGCUACGAGUGUCUGCGCUCGGGGCAGAAGAACCAGUGGCUCUGGGCUUACGAUCAGAACCAGCAGUGUCUGGCAGUCCAGUCUCUGAGCCCAGCAAACAUCAGCAAAGAAGAAAAGAGGAAUAUUUUCCUGUCUAUCCCUGAUUUACCGGCCCUGGAACACGAAGAGUCUUAUUCCUGCUUCUUUGAAGAUUUUGAGAGCCGCGCGGUUAUAAGAGACACUGGAGUUAUGUGCCCAUCUCCCGACCCGAGCAAGACCCCCGCGAUCAAGCCUGGAACAGAUCAUGUACAGGUGAAGCUCGUUCUGCGCUUCGGAGAGGUGACCAUAUGCAGCACGGAGUUCACCUUUUAUGACUGCAUGGCCGUGGCCCAGCUUUAUAAGAAUGCUCCGUGCCGUGGUUGUGUGAGCAGUGACUGGGGCUGUAACUGGUGCAUCCAGCAGCAUCACUGCACUCAUAAAGCUACGUGCGAGGAGGGCACCAUUAUCUACAACAAGCUGACUCAGAUUCCUUUCCUGGACCCAACCAUUCCGCCAGAAGUUCCCUUCGAACUGACCACCACCGUUGUUCUUUCCACCGUUGUUUCUGAAACAAGUCCAAGUGAAGCCCCAGUGACCACUGCAAGUCCCACACCAAGCACUACUACAUUUACAACUAUCCCAGAGACCUCGCCUACAACAUUCCCACCAACCACCAUCCCAACUACUUUGCCUGUUACUACUCCAGCUACUACUCCAACUACUGUUCUACAGCCUGAUCCAAGCACAGCCAUAUUGGACCUUGCCACAGAAGACACCAUUCCAGAUAUCACAAUGGAACCUUCCACAGAAGAACCAACGAGCCGUCCCACAACAAUCCCAACCACCAUGUUUGUAGAUAUUGCCACAAGCCCCCCAGUCACAGAUAACGAAUAUGAAGAAUUCACAGAAGAAAGCGUGCUCCCAGAACUGGUAACUACAGAAGGUUCCACUACAUUUUAUAUGACCACAACACCAGUCCCUGUUCCUCCACCAACCACUCCUGAAACACAAGAGGAACAUCCAUGGGUGCCCACGAUCCUCCAUCCUACUCAGGAAGAAUUGACUUCUACUGGCCAGCCCAUCACAACCCCUAACCAGGCGUCUAGCGUCUCCUCCUUGCCUGGCUCUCCUGAUGAGUUUCACAGUGAAAUCCCUUUCUCCGAAGAGCCACCUACAGUUCCCUCCGAGGAUGGCACAGAGGAAAACUUGGACCAAACGGAGGCAGAUGAUUGGGCAGACUCAGCCAGUAUGGACAAUGAUACCUCAUCCUUUUCAGCUUCUACUAUCCUUUCUGGAGAUGGGGAGAGUGACGGAGUCUCGCCAAGUUUCCCUGGUAUCCUUGAGCCUGACCUGGAUUAUCAGUUUGAUUCUCCGGGACUCUUUGAAAUGGAUGAAGAAGAGCUGAUAUGGGGCCCGGAGGCCUGCCCGUGCGUGGAAAGUAUCCAGAGUGCCUCCCUGCUGCCUGUCAACGUAGAAAGGAAAAUCACAUUGGUUGGAAAGAACUUCCAUCAUUACCAGGACCAGCAGAUGGACUAUGACUGUGUUCUGCUGCUGGAGGGUAGAACCGUGGUCACUGACGCUGUGUUGGAACUGGACCCCGAGGAGGAAUCCAAGUAUUAUAUUACGUGCCAGCUGCACCAGUACAGUUACUCUGCGCUGCAGUUGGAGUUUAACGCCAUGGUGUUUGUGCGGAUACAGAGUUACCUGCGAGUGGACAGCGCAGAAGAUCUCUAUGUGACUCUGUACAACUGCUCAGUGGGGCACCCAGACUGCAGCCGCUGCCAGACGGCCGACCCCAAGUACAACUGCGUGUGGUGCGGAGGGAGCCACCCAAACUGUAUGUACCAGGAGACAUGCAAGGAGAAGGUGGAGGGAACCUGCCCGGCCCCACUUAUCCAUUCGAUCGAACCCCUGUCCGGUCCCAUGGAAGGUGGAACCAGAAUCACCAUAACUGGAUCCAACUUGGGACAGAAGCUGGAGGACAUAGUGGACACUGUGACUGUAGCAGGAAUUCAAUGCCAGGUUGAUCUCCUACGAUAUGAGAUUUCCAGCAGAAUUGUGUGUGUGAUUGCAAGCAGCUUGACUGAGAGACUGGGCCACGUGGCUGUGGAAGUUCCUGGUGGAGGCCACGGCAUUUCCAGCCAAGUCUUUUCCUAUCAGAACCCUGUACUGCACUCUUUUUCCCCAACUCGUGGCCCAAAAUCUGGAGGAACCCGACUAACCCUUACAGGGACCAAGCUUCUGACUGGCCGGCCCAGUGACAUCACUGUUCUGAUUGGAGAUAUUCCAUGUCACAUUUACUCAGAGAUGCAGGAGAACAUGCUGGAAUGUCUGACUGGAUCCAGUAACAGCACCGCAGACUUGCAAGUAACCAUUAAGUAUGGGGACCAAGUGCUGAGAACCUACGAGUCUCCCUUCACUUACACUGCUGAUCCAAACAUCACCUCAGCGAGCCCAGCCAAGAGCUUCAUCAGUGGAGGACGCAUGAUAUUUGUAUCUGGACAGAAUCUGGAUGUGGUGCAGGCCCCAAAGAUACGGGUAACUGUGUCACCGAGAGAGAGACGUCGGAAACGCAGCCUUAGUCGCCAUCGGCGUAUUGUCCCCGAGACAGAAUGUCCGGAGAAUGCCCUGUGCACUGUGGAGAAGUUUGAAGAGUUGUGUUUGAUCAACUCAUCGUUCUUGCUCCUUUGCAAAACUCCAGCCAUUAACCGUUUGCACUGGAACUCGCGAGUGGACGUCGAGUUCAUUCUGGAUAAUCUGCACUUCAACUUCGGCGCCAUUAAUUCAGUUCCUUUCACCUACGAGCCAGACCCGGUGCUCAAACAGUUGAAUCCCGAGGAUCCGGUGAAACCCUAUCGGCAUAAGCCUGGCAGUGUCAUCUCUGUAGAGGGAGAGAAUUUGGACUUGGCCAUCACCAAAGAUGAAAUGGUUGCAAUGAUUGGAGACGGGGUGUGUAUGGUGAAGACCCUCACAAGGAACCAUCUGUAUUGCGAGCCCCCUGAGAAACAGCCCGCUCCUCGCCAGCCUCAGAAAAGAGAAGGGGUGGACUCUCUGCCAGAGUUUACAGUACAGAUUGGGAGAAUGUACCUCGUCCUGGGGAAGGUGCAGUAUGACACGGAGAGCCAGCUAACGUUCCCCCUGGAAGCUCAGAUCGGCCUGGGAGUUGGCACGUCCUUUGUGGCCUUGAUUGUCCUCAUCAUAGUCUUGAUUUACAGGCGGAAGAGCAAGCAGGCCCUGCGGGAUUACAAGAAAGUCCAAAUCCAAUUGGAGAACCUGGAAACUAGUGUCAGAGAUCGCUGCAAGAAGGAAUUCACAGACUUGAUGACAGAGAUGAUGGACCUUACAAGUGACUUGGUGGGCACCGGGAUCCCAUUCCUGGAUUACAAAUCAUACGCAGAGAGGAUUUUCUUCCCUGGUCACCGCGAGUCGCCAUUGCAGAGAGACUUGGAUGUCCCAGAAGGCCGGCGCCAGACAGUAGAACAGGGCUUGGUCCAGCUCUCCAACCUUCUGAACAGCAAGCUCUUUCUUACCAAGUUUAUUCACACCCUGGAAAGCCAACGCACAUUUUCAGCAAGAGACCGUGCCUACGUGGCAUCUCUCCUAACUGUAUCUCUGCAUGGGAAGCUGGAAUACUUCACUGACAUCUUAAAGACCCUCCUGAAUGAUCUGGUGGAACAGUAUGUGGCCAAGAACCCAAAGCUGAUGCUUAGAAGGACAGAGACAGUGGUGGAGAAGCUGCUGACCAACUGGAUGUCCAUCUGUCUAUAUACGUUUGUGAGGGAUUCAGCUGGAGAACCACUUUAUAUGUUGUUCCGUGGGAUAAAGCACCAGGUGGAUAAAGGACCAGUGGACUGUGUGACGGGGAAGGCUAAGUACACUCUGAAUGACAACCGCCUCCUGAGGGAUGAUGUAGAAUACAAAACUCUGACGCUGAAUGCAAUCAUGCAAACCAACACGGGCAUCACUUGUGAAGAGGAAGCACAAGGGUUGCCGGUGAAAUUGCUCGACUGCGACACCAUCACUCAAGUGAAAGAAAAGAUCCUUGACCAGAUAUACAAGGGAACCCCGUACUGUAAUCGACCAAACCCCGAAGCGCUAGACUUGGAAUGGAGAUCAGGGUUGGCCGGUCAUCUGAUACUUUCCGAUGAAGAUCUGACGUCAGUGGUGCAUGGGUCGUGGAAAAGAGUGAACACAUUGCAACAUUACAAGGUUCCAGAUGGAGCGACAGUGGCUUUGGUGCCCCGUCUGAGCAAGCACAUCCACCCAGAAAACCACGAUUACAUCCCAGGAGAGAAGACCCCCAUGCUGGAAGAUUCAGACGAGGGUGGGGUACGGGUUUGGCACCUCGUUAAACCGACAGAUGAACCAGAACUUCCGAAACACAGACGGGGAAGUCUACGAGACAGAGAGCGUGCCAAAGCUAUUCCCGAAAUCUACCUGACUCGCCUGCUCUCAAUGAAGGGGACUCUACAGAAGUUUGUGGACGACCUUUUCCAGGUGAUACUCAGCACCAGCCGGCCCGUUCCCCUCGCUGUCAAGUAUUUCUUCGAUCUAUUGGAUGAGCAGGCCAUCAGCCAUGGUAUCAACGACCCAGAGACCAUCCACAUAUGGAAAACAAACAGUUUGCCAUUGAGGUUUUGGAUCAACAUCAUCAAAAACCCCCAGUUUGUAUGCGACGUGCAGACAUCGGACAACGUGGACGCCGUGCUGUCGGUCAUUGCACAAACCUUCAUGGAUUCUUGCACUAUCGCUGAUCACAAGUUAGGAAGGGAUUCCCCCAUAAACAAGUUGCUGUAUGCCAGAGACAUCCCACGGUACAAGCAGAUGGUAGAGAGGUACUAUUCGGAUAUCCGGCAAACCAUCUCCGCCAGUGACCAGGAGAUGAAUUCAGCACUAGCGGAACUUUCCAGGAAUUGCUCAGGGGAACUCAAUUCUUUGGUGGCUCUACACGAACUCUACAAGUAUAUCAAUAAAUACUAUGAUCAGAUUAUAGAAGCACUGGAAGAGGACCCGACGGCCCAGAAGAUGCAGUUGGGCUACAGACUCCAGCAGAUCGCUGCCGCCGUGGAGAAUAAAGUAACUGACUUGUGACCAAGACUCAAAGACUUGUAUAUUUGUGGCCAAACAGACCCUUGCACAGAGCUCUCCGCCCGACGGCCUCGCCGCCCCCCAGAUGUCACCACACUGGCGCGGCUGAGCUGACAAUACGCUGAUGGCGGAAGCGCACACAGAAGGCGAUUGUUCGUGAAACAGAAAAUAUUUUUUAUACUUUUUUUUUUUUUUUAAUGAACACGAUUAACUUUUUUUGGUUUUUUGGUUUUUAAGUCCCAGGAAUGGGAUAGUGUAGUUGUUCUGGAUGUUGGACAUGGCCAGGAUAGCGAUAUCUUCCCACGUGCCAAGUCUAUGUAUCCCCUUUGUACCCUGCACAGUGGGACGCAGUUUGGGACAAUGCUGGGUGGGGGUCACCUGACUGGCUGAAGAAGCGGCGCAGCGUGCGCUGCCAAUCUAAUGAAGUCACCGAAUCGGCUCCCUGAGGGUUCUAGAGUGUUCUAGACUGUCUCUGCUGCCAAUCAGCUAUAAGUAUGGGCACUGUAGAUGCUACGUGUGAUCUUCUGUCUUCAUUUGACUGUCCCGUCGUUAUGUCGUGUCUCUGUGUGCUUGCUGAACCCUCACACUGACCAGUAACUAACUCGCUGUAGGACAGGGAUACUGAGGAUAGGCCCGACCUCCUUCUCUCCAUCAUUUUCAUUCGUAAUAGUGCAAAACGAGCGACGUUCCAAUCAUGUUGCUUUGUAUGGACCCCUUACCCUGUUUCCUUCAUUCCCUUCAUUCAACCAACGCUAUGAGCCAAGCUGGUGGGAAACUGUAGGAACCACGGAACGAUCGUCUCCACCAGCACCGUUGGGUCCAUUCUCGCUCAAUGCAUCUUCCACCGCUGCACUAAACCGAGCUAGCCGCCUAUUUAUUAGCCUAACGGACGAGUCUAAUUUAGCACUGUUAGAAACUCUCUUUAUGUUAUAGGGCGACGCUGCCCCCCCCCCUCUGUAGAACCCCACGUCUUGUGGCUUGUUUGCUGCUUUCAACUGGACCUGUAAAUAUGGUAGUAAUGAAAGAAGAUAUUUAAAUACUAAAGGAGAACUGUAAUUUAUUUUCAAAGACCACGGGCUACUCUGGGCAACCGCCGCCUUUUCUAUUUCCCCUCGACGUUCGGGCGCAGGACCCCCAUGUUUUAUUCCUUAAGGAAUUGGAAAUUCACCGUCGGACUAACCCGAAUAAAAAGAAAUUCCCCCCGCCCCAAGGAAUAUCUUAAGGAAUAGUCUAAUAACAAUCUAUAGGCAAUGCUCAGAAAGGUACAGAUCUGUGAAAUUAAAAAAAAGAAAACAUGAAUGUAAAAAAAAAAAAAAUAACUAGGAGAAAUAAUUUUAAUGAGAAAAAGUAGUUCUUUCACAGAUUACUUAAUAAACUUUAAUAUGUCUA